CACCCGCCUCCUCUCUAGUUCUCGUAGCCUCUUUUGAAUGGAUGUUGCCGUGAAACUGAAAGUUCAAUCGCGGUUUACGUAGGUGUGCUUGGUUCCUGCACGUCGGUCUAGCGUUACGUCCCUUCGCCAUUGAUAAAGACGGACAAACAAAUGACGCCUCGCGACGUUGUACCACGAGGUAUCGUCCCAACCCGUUGUUGACAAGUGCCGAGCCGGCUGGCGUGCUUGUCAUAAUGGAAGCCUGCGCACCCACGCCCGGCACUGUGGAUGAGAAUGCGCUCCAAGAGUUCGAGGACUACGAUGCCGUCAUGGAAACGAUUCGAAAAGUGGCGAAAGGCGGCCUCACCGAACGAGAGAUCGAACGCCUGCUGGAGGCGUUUAAGAAAACUUUCGACAAGUAUCUCGAGCAGCCGUACCUGUUGGACGGUCACUUGGCGGAGAUUGUACAGGCGCUCGUGAAACCCGUCAAGUCUGCGGACUGCACCGACGAUGUCCUGCACACUUGCAUGGUCUUUCUCGUCGUGGUGACGCAAGUUCGCGGAUACAAAGUGGUCGUCAACCACCUGCCUCACGAGCUGUCAGACAUUGAACCUGUCCUUGCCCUGCUGGAGAGAGUCGCACCAGACAGUGUGAAGUUACGUCCAACAACGUACAUGUUACUGCUCUGGCUCGGCGUGCUGUCCAUGGUGCCUUUCCAGCUCUCCCGCCUUGACUCUGGGGAUUCAGGAACGAAGCCCGUGGCCCAAAGGAUAUAUGAAGUCAUGAAGGCCAACCUCACUGCCGUUGGGAAGGCAAACGAUGCCUCCAGCUUCUUGAGUGCUCAUUUCAUUACUCGUCCCGACAUCAAAGACCUCUACUUUGAUGACUUCAUGUUGUGGCUGCAGAGUCAAAUCAGCCUGGAGAAAGAGGUGACGACGACAAACGUAUUGUCAACGCUCGCCAUGACCUUCAAGCUUGCCAAGCGGGAUGUCGUCAUGAAGCAUGCGCACAGCGUGAUGAGCCUGCUGGCCGAAAAGAAGUUAUUUCAGGGCAAUAACUUUAUCAUCGAAAGGCUUGCAUUGAAGCUGUGUCAAAGGAUCGGCCUCUGCUUUCUCCCCGUCAACCUCGCUUCGUGGAGACACUUGAGAUGCAUCAAGCAACUGUCGCAGAAUGUGCAAGAAAACGGUCCCUUGUCGGAAGCGGCCUUCCCAACCGCUCAGGAGAAUGGAGAAGUAGAUGUCCCGGAAAUCGUUGAAGAGGUUGUUGACAAGCUUUUGGAGGGCCUCGAAAAUGGCUGCCUCAACGUCAGAUGGUCCGCUGCAAAAGGCAUAGGUCGUAUUGCAAGCAGGCUUCCAAAAGAGUUUGCCUGCGAGAUUGUCUCCUCAGUGUUCUCCAUAUUCGAGAAGCAGAGCAGUGAAAGUUCACUUCACGGGGCGUGCCUUGCCCUUGCUGAACUUGGUCGUCGAGGCACCCUGCUUCCUGAGCAGCUGCCUGAUGUGGUGUCUUCCGUGCUGCCUUGCCUGGAGUUUGACGAGCAGCUUGGCAAGCAGUGCUUUGGGCGUGUGGUCCGUGAUGCGGCCUGUUACGUCUGCUGGACUUUAAGUCGCUCGUAUGAUCCCUGUCACCUGGCGCCAUUUGUCAACGCCAUUGCCGGUGCCCUUGUCUGUGUUACUCUGUUUGACAGAGAAGUCAUGUGCCGUCGUGCUGCCGCUGCCGCGUUCCAGGAAUGUGUGGGAAGGCUUGGCACGUUUCCGCACGGCAUCGACAUCAUCACCGUGGCGAACUACUUCUCUUUGGCAUUAACGCAGACCUGUUAUCUCAGUCUCAGUCUGCAGGUUGCCAAGUUCAUGGACUACACGCAGCCCCUCAUUUUGCAUCUCGUGGAGAAGAAGUCUGGCCACUGGGAUCCCUUCAUUAGGACACUCUGCUCACAAGCGCUGUUCAAGCUCACCGUGGACGAUCCCGGCUUCGUGAGGGAGACCUGCGUGCCCAAACUCUUGGCUGCGUUGCACAGUCGAAACCUGAGCUCCAGACUGGGAGCCCUUCUGUCUCUUGGGGAAACGGUGCACUCGCUCUGCGAGCUAGGCGAGAAGGGUGGUGAAAGUGUCUACGAUGCCUUAGGUGGUGACACUGUUGAAGCACUGAAAGAGCUGGCCUCAAAGUACGAUGAAGACAAAGUUUUUCAGGGCCUCGGAGGAGACCCAAUGAAGGAAGCGUUUUGCCUGUUCAUAUGCAAGCUGUCCAGUGUCCAUUUUCCUGUUCACAAGUCAAGGCCUAUUCUUGAGAAGUGGCUGUCUGUGAUAACCCGGUGCCUUCUUCGUGACGAAGCCAGCCUCAGGCGCAACGCCUGCAUGGCGUUGUCACCAUUUGUAGAAGAAUACUGCAAGGAUGAGGACGGCAGCAUUUGUGACAAACUCGUCAUGGACUAUCUCGAAGGGCUGAACUCGGCGACGGAGGGGGUUCGCUGCAACUUCGCACACGCACUUGGGUCCCUGCCAAACUUUGUUUAUAGGAAAUAUGGUGAAGCGAUUCUUGGCGGACUCAUGGCAAGGGCAACGACAGAGGGUCAGGAAUACGUAGACUCCAAAACUGAGGCCGUGCUUUCCUUGGCGCGGGUCUGCGUCACUGCUGGAGUCGAGGAAGGAGGCGUGACGCUGUCCCAGACUCAAGCUGUACUCGACAUCUUAACGCAAGGGAUGGGUGACUACACGUACUGCCCGAAAAGGGGAGAUGCGGGAGCGAACGUCAGGAGGGCCUGCAUGACCUCGUUUAAGGAGCUCAUUUGCUACCUUGCAUCAGUAGCACCCAGUUCCAUACCUGAAGCACAGGUGAAGUCCUUAAUGUGUGCCUUAGCUCAACAGAGUGUGGAGCCCGUGGAUAACGUGUGCCGCCUGGCGAUAACGACUUUCGUUGAGCUGCUGUACAACGUGCCUGACAUUCCAUACAUUCCCCACCGAGAUGAAGCACGCAAGAUCCUGCCUGCCAACCUGUGUAGCAUUAUCAACCUUCGGCAUGCCAAGGAGACAUUCCCCUACUGGAGCCAGAUGCUGAUGCUCGACUCGUACCGCGAGCCCCUGCUCAAGGGCUUCCUCGUCAGUGUGGGCGGCAUGUCCGAUCAAUUCUUCAUUUUUGGCAAGGAAACUCUGCUGUCGUUCCUUGGCACUGUCAGACAGGACCGCACACUUGAAGAGUCGGUGUAUGGAUUCCUCGCUGGACUGUUGAGCGACCAAGCAUUCGUGAACAGGGCACUGGCGAAGUAUCUCAAAGCCAUGGACCACCUCGCAGUUUCUGGUGCCUUCACAGGAGCUCCUCCUGAAUUUACUGAGGUGCUGCAGCGGGAGGCCUGGCUUAAAGCACACAGGUCAAAGUCUUUUCAGAAACUCGAGGCCUUGUCAAGCUUUCUUGCCACCUGGCUCCAGUUUGAAGGAAACGUCAGGAAGAAGGUUCUCGUCAAGCUCUUUCAGUUUCUGGAGCAUCGUUGGAGCAAAGUGCGCAUGGCAACUGCGCUCCGGCUGUGCGAAUCUCUCUUGCUGUACCCAGUUCUGGAAGAUGAAGAAAAGCUUGAGGAGGCUUGCAGGCUUCUCUCAGAGGCCCGCUGGGACGACACUGAUUUUGGCAUCCCCGUUAAAAGGCUGAGGAGUCUGUUUGAGAUGGACAGCGACAGCUAGUGAACAGCUGCGCCCAUUACUUGGCUUCUCACAUAUUCUGUAGUGCUUGUGAGGUUUCUAUUAUUUAUUUAAUAAAUAAUACUUCGGACAUGUCA
Rhipicephalus sanguineus (brown dog tick) is the source of this 3742-nucleotide messenger RNA. RefSeq names its product tubulin-specific chaperone D (gene TBCD). Gene Ontology annotation, biological process: tubulin complex assembly; adherens junction assembly; bicellular tight junction assembly. Gene Ontology annotation, molecular function: GTPase activator activity; beta-tubulin binding. The record is from RefSeq and is a predicted model, not a curated record. The coding region runs from base 234 to 3647 and encodes 1137 amino acids. Gene Ontology annotation, cellular component: lateral plasma membrane. Lineage: Eukaryota; Metazoa; Arthropoda; Arachnida; Ixodida; Ixodidae. The transcript is spliced from 16 exons.